Molecule: messenger RNA, 581 nt
Organism: Echinops telfairi (small Madagascar hedgehog)
Lineage: Eukaryota; Metazoa; Chordata; Mammalia; Afrosoricida; Tenrecidae
Gene: S100A9
Product: S100 calcium binding protein A9
Exons: 3
Coding region: 103-468 (121 amino acids)
Biological process (GO): regulation of integrin biosynthetic process; neutrophil chemotaxis; peptidyl-cysteine S-nitrosylation
Cellular component (GO): cytoplasm; extracellular exosome; nucleus
Molecular function (GO): calcium ion binding
Source: RefSeq, a predicted model, not a curated record
CAAGUGAGGGAUGAGUAGCCCAGCAGGGCUUGACUAUAAAGGCCGAGCCUGCUACGCUCCCUCAAACCCCUGCCCGGCUCCUCAGUGUGACCCUGUGAGAAGAUGGCAUGCGAAAUGUCACAGAUGGAAGGCAGUAUCCAGACCAUCAUCAACGUCUUCCAUCAAUACUCGACGCGCCUGGGCCACCCUGAUACCCUGAACCAACAAGAGUUCAAGCAGCUGGUGGUGAAAGACCUGGCAAACUUCCUCAAGGAGGAGAAAAGAGACAAAAAAGCCAUCCAAGAUAUCAUGGAGGAUCUGGACACCAAUAGUGACAAGGAGCUGUCUUUUGAGGAAUACAUCAUCCUGAUGGGGCGCUUGACCCAUGCUUCCCAUGAGGAGAUGCACAAGAAUGCUCCUCUAAGUGAAGGCCACAGCCACGGGCCAGGCCUUGGUGAGGGUGGCCACGGCCAUGGCCACAGCCACUAGUCAGGGGACCAGGCUAUUCUUCCCUGGACCCAGCCAGGCCUCUGCAUGAUGGGGCAACAGCUUCAGCCCUGCAGAGUUGUGCACCUGGCCUGAGCUGUGGGUGUAAGGCCUGA